Molecule: messenger RNA, 4326 nt
Organism: Hydatigera taeniaeformis
Lineage: Eukaryota; Metazoa; Platyhelminthes; Cestoda; Cyclophyllidea; Taeniidae
Source: the annotation of a GenBank genome assembly
AUGUCUGUCAGCUUUUGCCUAUCCCUCCUUGUCCUCUUCUUCUCCACCUCUCUACCCACCAGGUCCCUUGAACAUCAUCUUUCCUCUUCUACUAAUGACACCAAUGUUGUGGCCGACAUGGACUCAAAGUUUGUGAAUUUAAUUUGCCCCUCCAGUCACCCAAUAUGGUUUGUGCCAGAUUCUUCUGUCGCUCUCCAGCCGAGCGCCGGCAAUCAAUUAAGAAUAGGUCUAGACAAGGAGGUAAGACCUUUCCAAAGAGGUUUCUACACAUGCUGCCCUCGUGCUCGUGCUCUAUGGCCAAACGAUGUUGUGCAACGCGUUCAAAUUCCCUCCUGUUGUCCCUGUUGCUCAUGGCCGGAAGAGGAGUACUGUUCAACAAGUCUUUGGAACACCUCUGUCAGACUGAAUGCUCCUCAAUGCUUGCAAAUUUUUCUUUUCACAGGAAUGGUUCCUUGCAAGGAAACUGUCCUUACCCUGCCCUGGCGAUCUAAGGUGCUUAUUCCUUGUCCUGCGCCCUUACCAACUUCAGAGUUGCACAUUUAUAGUCAAUUGCCGAAAAUUAAGCUAUCUCGAAGACUCUGGUUUGACACUUCAACCACCGAUGUGGGAGAAUUUGAUUCGCGUUUUGGAGUGUGCACAACGCAGCAGCGUAUUCCAGGUGGGUACAUGCAGUUGUCAUGCGAGUACUCCACCUCGAAACGCCUGGUUAGACCACAGGCACCUUUCGCUCCACCAACGAUUCUCCCAAACGUGACUUGUAGACUUCUUCCCAUUGAACAGGAGUUUGCUAUGGACAGCGCAACAAUCCCUGAAUUCAGGGUCUUUGGACCGCUGAACUUGACGGUUGCAUGCACGGCUCUGUACACAAACAUUUUCAUUGCUAACAGACCUCCUACAUUGUGCUUUCGUUGGCGUAGCAUUGUCGAGUCUCCACAAGGCCAUCCCUCAACUUGGUCCCGAUUUGAGUGCAUACCGACCACACUGAUCGAGGACACUGUCACAGUGGCUGCAACCAACGCGUACAAUCUUACAAUUGAGGAUUCUUGCACAACUGUCAAAGUUGAGAUUGUGGAACGUAACAGAGCUACAGUCGCUCAGAAAUUCUCUGUGCGUCUUCGUGUGUCACCUCCAUCAUUGAAGAAUCGAAUGUUUGUAGAGGUUGCCCAUCCCGCUGAUUCAAAAGCUUAUCGCCUGUUCUCUGAUAAUUCAACCCGCAAUCAGACGUUGGUAGUAUUGGCUACCUCGUUGGAUCACUUGACAUUGGAAUUUUAUGCGCUUGACGAAGUCACAUCCAACACCUCCUGUUCAUCCCCCACCCUGGGGAAAGCGCACUUUUCUCUCAAUCGAACCGUCGAUAGAUGGCUAUGCGACGUAGUUCUACCAGUCCAUCUAUUCGACAUCACUUUGCGUCAAGGUGAUUUGGAGACUCGAGUGACCGUCUACCCAUCACCAAGUGCUCUUCUACCUCGUUCCACUAUAGCCGGUUUACGCGGUUCCGUAGACGUUCACAUUAAUGUCACAUGCCCUCUGGUUGAAAGUGAAACAAAAACUCUUUUCCAUACAGCGGCCGAUCGUGUCCGCUGGCUAGUCUAUCGAGGUGAUGAGCUGGUGAAUGAGACGUACACGCGAGUCUCCUGGCUGCUAAUAGCCCCCCUUAUAAACUCCACUGCAGUCAGUAUGGAGCCAGUGCUAGAAUGGUCGUCGCCCUCAGCCUCCUCUCUGUCUGAUUUUAUCGCCAAUCUGUCCACUUUAAGUCUCCCUCCUGUUGCAGACUUCUCGAGAAGACUUUGUGUCUCCUGUGAGACAUUUUUCACCCUCGGAGGCAGUAGUAAAAGCAACAGGGAGUGUGUCACUCUGGAGGCGGAGGAGCCACGUGAGGAGAAUCUAUCUGUCGUUGAGACCGCUUUGCGGCGUUUUUCAUCUGCCUUUGCUCCUAUUCAAGUGUCUAAUGUUUCCAAUCCGAGUUUUCGAAUUACUACAGCUUUUCCUUCCGAUGAUUUGAGAAGGAAUGGGACCAUUUCCUCUCUGAGUGUUUACGCAGGUUCAGUGCUUGAAUUGCGAUGUAGCAUGAGUCGAACAAGUGAUUCCACACGUUGGCCUCUCAUUGGGUUCACUGCCUAUGGUGGAAAGCAAAGUCUUCCUGACGGAACCCUCCAACUCUACGCGCUCCCCUUCACCCUUGAAAGUCGACUCCGAAUUCACACCUCGAUGGUGAAGACAUCUGACUUAGGCGCCUAUUCAUGUUUUACUGUUAAUGCUGAUGUGGUCCAUCUCUUCGUGAACAUUGUUCCCUCUAGAGUUCCCGAAAUCGUUGAACCCAACCAACCUGUCCGAUACUUUACUGCCAACGAGCUCAUUCGACUUACGUGCCGAGCUAUCGGUGGUCCUGGGCCCAUAAUUGUGUGGCGUCUUGUGAACAGAACCCAGGAACUUGAGACGACUGUUUUAAAGUGGUGUAAUGAAUCCUACCUAAAGGAGGAGAGCAGUUGCAGUUUGGUGUAUGUGCCUCUCCCGCUUGCUGAGAAUGUUACAAUUGAAUGCGAAGCCAUGAACUACCUCGGAAAUGCAGUUUAUUCACUUAACAUGAUUCGUAUAAGUACUAAUAAUGAAUUGGCUGGAAGCAUGCUCUUUGGCAGGUUAUGGAAAAAUUACAUGGUCUGGAUUAUUGUGCCCCUCAUUGCCAUCGUCUGUUUCGUAGUCUGUUUGGGGGCUUGUCUAUGGCGAAAGGGUAGGCAGAUGGCGAAAGCUGAGAAGUUGAUUAGGAUGGACAAUCUGAUUUACGGCCGUCCUGACAAGUUAUUGGCUGAUGUCAGGAGUUCCAAUCCGAUCUAUCGGGAACUAAUGUAUAGUCUCAUGCCCACUGAAGAAAUGCGCAAUAGAUGGUGCUUGGAUCGACGCAGUUUGCGACCCUUUCCCCAACCCCUUGGCAACGGUCACUAUGGCACUGUUCAAAAGGCCAUUUAUUAUGCUCCCCAGGAGAAGGGUAAGAAGUGUGCGGAUGCCUUUUUUGUGGCUCUUAAGUCACCCUCCGCUGAAAUUGUCAGUCUUUCAUGCUUCCGCAACGAGAUUGCUCACUUGAUUAAAUUAUCGAAUGGGCCAAAUAUUGUCAAAAUGAUCGGCUGCGCCUUUGGCGAAAAAGGUGAUCUGAGGGACACACUAUUGGUGUUGGAAUUUUGUCCCAACACCAGUCUCAGCGACUUUAUCCGUCGCAUGCACUAUCCCCAUGGAUUGCAUGACAGCCGAUCCAUAUAUGUACGCAAUACGGAGGGUGGGAUCAGCACUGGAAGUACACAGAUUUCGACAACACCCUUUCCUUCCAGUGAUAGUUUAGUCUCCCAACUUGCAUGGGACGCUUACAAUGCACCCACUCGAGCCAUCCACUGUGACUACAUGGAGGAGGAUGAGGCAGUGAAGCUGCAAGGCAAGCGAAGAAGACGAGGUGUUGUUAGUGGCCGACGCACCACAGCGUUCGUGCACUCGUGUCCGACUCGUAACUCGUUUUCCAUGUUUCUGCAAAUUGCGACGGGCAUUUCCAAAGGGCUGGCGUUUCUAGCUGAAAACAACGUCAUUCAUCGAGACUUGGCAACUCGAAACAUUCUUAUGGAUGCCAAAUACGAACCGAAGAUUUGUGAUUUUGGACUUGCAGUGACGGUGGAUUCCCUGCAAGACUGUUCCACUGAUAUGUCUCAACAACCUUCCACUGGCUGCUAUCAUAUACUCACCUUCACAAAGCAGCUACCUUUCCGAAUCCUUCCGCCGGAGGCACUCUCCAUGCAGCUAUUUUACCUCUCCUCGGACAUCUGGGAAUUUGGCCUUCUGCUCUGGCAGAUGUUCUUUUUCGAGACCCGGAAACCCUUCGAAAAUGUUCAGAGUUCUGAUGCUCUUUUCCGUUUCCUAUCCUCUAGUCGUCGUCCUCUAAAUGGUUUUCUCAACUACGUGGACUCCAGAAACCCUGGUGACAGCGUUCAAGCCCCACCUACUAUAGAUCGACCUCCGGGUAUCCCUGAUGCUUUGUGGGAGGUAAUUUGCGACUGCCUGCGCUUUCAGGCAUCGGAAAGACCGAGUGCAUCUGAAGUGCGUCAACGCCUUGAUGACUGCUACGCCACUUAUGAAGAAAUUGGCGAUGGCUGUGCCGUCAAUGAACGGAGAAGCAACUACCAAAUGCUUCGUAAAAGGGUUCCAAGUCACGAGGACAUUUGUGGAAGUUCCUCCUUCGUGCAGGAUGUGUUUGGAGAGCCUAGACCUCACCUAGCCGCCUAUGAGAACAUUGAACAGGCUCACAAUAGUGCUGGCUACUUGGAAAGCUUUCCGUCGUCCUCUGUUUGA